AUCAAAGCGUCUGUCUGUAAAAAUAAAAAAUAAAUUAAAAAAAAAGUACUCUUAACUCUGGAAGAGGAAGAAAUUGCUGUUACUUGACGUUUUUGAAGCAAAGUGACUCCAAUGCCACCGCCCACGAUCUUCAAUUUGACGUGAAGCCCAGUUCUCUGAUUUUCUUUUUCUUUUUUUUUUUCACAAAAACGUCAAUAAGGCUUCAAGGAAAGCAGCAUUGAUUCAAUAUAGUCCACUUCCUGUGCUUUUGGAGCCUGCAACGGAAAGAAUAUGAAUCGUUGUUAGAGCUUGGAAAUCAUGGAAGAAGAUAAGAAGAAAAAGAAGAAUAAGAAAAAGAAAAAUAAGCAGAAUGCUGCUAGGAUUAAUGAUACUUCUCCCGCGGAUGGCUCAGUUGUAGCAGCUUCCGUUACUCUAGGGAAGAAUCAAAGUACUAUCACAACCCAAGUGGAUGCCGGUCCCGCACGGGAUCUGCAUCAGGAUGCCUUGGUUGAUCAUCCUGAAGAGGAUAUGCAAGCUGUCAUUCAAGAAGUAGGUAAUCAAGAAUCUCCAUUGGAUAAAGGUUUGAGCAUGCAAAAAGAGGUUACGCUGGCUGGAGUGCUGGAGCAACUUGGGGAAUUGCAGAAGGAGAAGGAAGCACACAUUCAACAGGGGGCCAGCCUACAAGAACAAAUUUCACAGUUAGAAAAGGAGAAAGAUGCCUACACGAAUAAAGAGGCUGAUUUACAAAAAAAAAUUGUCGAGCUAGAGAUCGGAAAGGAAGCCCUUGUGCAGAAGGAGAGUCUUUUGGAGGUCAAAAUUGGACAAAUGCAGAAGGACCAGGAGUCUUGGUUUCACAAAGAGGCUCUCUUGGAAGAAAAGAUUAACCGCCUGACGGACUUAGUUGCAACUGUGCGCUUGGAGAAGGGGAGCUUGGAGGAAUUGGUAAAGCAGUUUGAGAAAGAGCGAGAUUCAUGGAUAUUGCAGGAGAAUCUUACCAAGGAAGUGAUUUCUAGUCUAAAUGGUGAGAAUUCAUGCUUUAAAUCUCAGGUGGUCGAGCUAGAAGAAUUGAGAAAUAGUUUAUUGCAAGAAAAUCAUCUCCUGAAGGAGACGAUAUCUGAUUUGCAAUCCCGGAUUCUGAACUUAGAGAGAACUGUUGUAUCUACUAGUUCAUCUACUGAGAUCAAGAUUCAGCAUCCUAUGGAAAAUGGGGAUGUAUCAGCUCGAUCUAAAGCUGCUAGCACAUUGAUUGAGAAGUCAAUCGAUGAAAGUUCUGAGCUUGUGGAAAAAAUGAAUGAGUUGCAGGCUGAGCUUCACGAUGAAAACCCGGAACCAGAAUCAUCUCCGACGGGUAAUUUUGCUGGAGUGGAAGGAUCUUUUGUGGUUGUUGAUGGUUCGGUUGGAGGAGUGGUUGAGAUGCAUAAAGCUGAUAUGAUUGAUGCAAGCAGUGAUAAGAUAAACGGAUUCGGUUUAAUAGAGCAGACCUUCAGAAACGAUGCAAAUAAUAUUGUUCUAUUUCCAGAUUCUUCCAAAUUUGACGAGUCAUCAUCUGAUGAAAUUGUGCAAAUUCCAUUGGAUGAAAUCAAAAGAGAGUCCAUAACAGAUCAUGGGGUGCCUGAUGUUGAUGUUGAGAAGGAUGAAGUUUCACUCACGGAGGCUCCAUUGAUUGGUGCUCCAUUCCGUCUAAUAUCUUUUGUUGCUAGAUACGUUAGUGGUGCUGAUUUGGUGCAGAAAAAUGCAGGUGGUUAAAAUUUCCUAAUUUGUCAGGGUUUUAUAGAAGAAUUGAUAGAAGAGUCGUAUACCAAUAGUGACUUGUUAAUCGCUCUGAUGAACAAAUCGCUUGUUAAAGUGUUGAAAGAUCCAUCUGCACCAAUUUUUGGGUACAUUCUCUUUUGGCUUCUUACAGGAAAAUGAGAUAUUUAGACUUUUGGCUUCUUGACUUGUAACUGUCUUGUCUUCUUGCUUACAAUUGAGAUUUGUUGUAGAAUAAUAUUUGAAUUCAAAAAUCUUGCAGAAUAUUUGAUUCACAUUACUGUCUGUCCAUUCCUGUGUAUAUUACUGAGUACAUGCAAACCUUAAUUAGAAAAGAAGAAUGGUUGUGGUUGUGGUCUCUUAGUAUGGUUUCUUGACUAUACAAACUGACAUUUUAUGGUCAAUGACGAGAAGUUUUGGUUUGGUUUGUUUAGGCUGACAUUUUUCUUUGUGGAUGGUUCACAUCUUGUCUCUGGAGUUGUUAAUUCUCAAUGACAUCAGGUUGCAGCAUUUCUUGAAUCAUCUUAAGGACCUGGGCCAUCUUUGGCCUUGUCUCUGGCAACCUUGCCACACAAGCUAAGGCGAUGUGCAGCAUCUUUUCCAUUUCUUCUUCAGUAUUUUGAUGAUGAGGAUGCUUCAUCAGGUUGCUGUCAAAAACUGCUGCAGUCGAUUCUUCUCUAAGAAUGGAUUGAACCCAUCUCGGGAGAUCUACCACAAGCACUUCUGCAUAUUGAAUUGGUGGUUUUCCAGUGAGCAUUUCAAGUAGGACGAUUCCAAAGCUGUAAACAUCAGAUUUUUGAGUGUACUUUCCAAGUUCGCUUACUUCGGGAGCUUGGUACCCGGUUCUUCUGGAAGGCAUCGUGUAUAAGCCUACAAGGGUAGUUAUGCCGAAAUCUGAGAGGCAGCCUAUGAGAUUGUGGUUGACUAGUAUAUUUGAGGAUUUGAUAUUUCCAUGAAUUAGCCUGCCACCAGCAAAAAGAUGUAUGUGCGCUAUACCCCUUGCAGCUCCAAGGCAAAUCUUUAAUCUAGAUUCCCAGUCCAGAGUCCUUCCGAACUCCCUUCCUGCAACCAGCACAAAAGGGGUAAAUUCAGGCUGACCUGAAAAACAUGAAGCAGGUCCUACAAACAUUAGUAAAUGUGAAGCUAGCUUGGUCAGAUUGCUAAGUAUUACCAUGUAAUAAAGUGGAUAAAUUUCCGAAUGGAGCAUAAUCAUACACAAGGAGUUUUUCGUCCUUGGAAUAGUGAUACGCCCGAAGAGGAACAACAUUGGGGUGGUUAACCCUCCCUACAUUCUCCAUGUGUUGUUCAAACACUAAUUUUCCCGCCACCACUUGUUUGAGCCGCUUUACGGCUAGUGUGGUUCCGUCCUGUAAAAUGGCCUUGUAUGUUGUCCCAUAGGUCCCUUUUCCAAGCACCUGGGCAGAGGCUCUUAACAGAUAAUCAAGAUCACAAUUCUGAAGGGUUGAGUCUGCUUGCAAGAAAACCAAGUCGUUGUUUUCAUCUUUCAGUGCCCCGUUGCUGCGGAACUCCUUGCCCUUCCCAUCCCUACCCCUUUUCUUGGUGCGGCACAGCAUCCAACAUAAUAGGAACAGUAGAAACAGCAUUGUACAAGACGCGGCAGCAAUGGCAGCAGUGGAACCGGUGCUUAGCUUUUUUGAUUUGGAAAUUCCCUUGUGAAUGAAAGAAGCUGUUGGUGGUGACGGGGAUGGCAGCUGCAGGGUUGCUGGAGAUGGAGGAGGAGAUUGCUUGAAGAAAGGGAGAGCAGAGGCUGGAGUUGGAGCCGGAGCUGGAGCAGGAGAGAUGGGGGAAGGACAUUGACGAAGAGGCCUUCCACAAAGUAAGGAAUUACCCUGAAAAGAGGAAGCUGGGAAGUGCUGGAGAGAGUGUGGGAUUGACCCAUUCAAGUUGUUAUUACUGAGGUUUAACUGCUGAAGGUAUGAAAGGGCGAGGAGGUCAGGUACAGGGCCCGUGAAGGAGUUGUUUUGCAGGUUCAAUCCAACUAAAUGAGUCAAGUUGUUGAUGGUAUCAGGGAUGUUUCCUGUGAAGGAAUUGAAUGAUAAAUCGAGAAAGUUGAGCUGUGAAGAAAGAUUGGACGGAAGGUCCCCAGAGAAAUUGUUGUUCUGGAAGUAGAGAUAGCGAAUGGAAGGAAGAGAGAGGAUAUCCGGGGGAAGUGUCCCAUUGAGGCGGUUAGAUCUGAGACUGAGGGAAGAGAGUGCAUCAAGUCGGCCUAAGGUGUUAGCAGGGAUGGAACCGUAAAACCCAGCCGCAGGAAGGCGAAGCGCGACCACACGGGUGGCAUUAUUAGUACUAGAGCAGGUGACACCAGCCCAGGUGGUGCAGAGGGAAGUAUUGGUGUUCCAGUUGAGUUUCUUGGGAAGUGGGUGGGGUACAGUUGCAGCAAAGUCAAGCAGGGCUUGCCUGUCCGAGUUUAGAUCACCGGCAGCGGUCACCAUAAUGACACCACCUGUUGUUUUUGUUGUGGAUGGAAACAAGAGGAGGAAGAUAGUGAUGAACAAGGAGCUGCGACAGAGAUGAAGUGAGGAGGGAUGAGGACGAUGCAGGCGAGCCAUGGACAUUUCGUGUUUGUUGUCCUUGUUACUAAUACUAGUGCAUAAAAGUUCAAAAUAGGAGUCGCAGAAGUGGUGGGAGGGAAUUAGAGCAUAUAGGGAAUGCAGGACCAGGAAGAGGCUUGAACCGAGCUUGCAGGCAUGGUUGGAGAUGGGAUGCAACAGGGUAGAAGAAUGAAAAGGGAAAGAGAUUUAGAGAUGAUGCUAUAGAUGGCAACAAAAUGAGGGAGUUGGGUAUACAUAAGUCAGGGGCCUAACUCUUGGAGAGAAUAGGGAACAUCCUGACAGCUUUGCAGCCUUCAUAAUCACUGAGGGUACUACUGUAUAUAAAUAGCAGUAAGGAGGAAGAAGAUUGGACGGUGGUUGUUGACUCAAUACUGCUGCUUAAUAUAGUACGUAAAACGGGAAACAGCAGGACCAGCCUCCAUUGGAAAAUAUAACUUAAUUUGAAUGCAGGUGUGCGUGUGUGUGUAAGAAAAAGGUGGGUGUAUGUAUAGGUUAAGGAAGGGAGAAAUUGAGGGUUAUUCCUUUCGUGUCCAUCUUACGUUCCUCCCUAACUCUCAACUCCCUUCACCGGACAUUCCCCUUUUUUUGAUCUCCUCUAUUCCUUCUAACUCAGCUCUUUCAGCAACAAUUCUUAGAGCACAGUUGUGUUGUGAUUUGUGCAAUUGGAUCAGCUUCUAAGUGUUCCAUUUCCACCUCCUC
Molecule: messenger RNA, 5000 nt
Organism: Oldenlandia corymbosa var. corymbosa
Lineage: Eukaryota; Viridiplantae; Streptophyta; Magnoliopsida; Gentianales; Rubiaceae
Source: the annotation of a GenBank genome assembly